Messenger RNA from Diabrotica balteata, 2072 nucleotides. The record is from the annotation of a GenBank genome assembly. Lineage: Eukaryota; Metazoa; Arthropoda; Insecta; Coleoptera; Chrysomelidae.
GAGGCUAUCUUCACUGGGACCAAAUGUGAAAAUCGUCUUUUAUUUAUUUGUAAUAUGUUUGUAAUAUUGUAAUUAAAUAAUCAGAAAAUUAACAAGAUGUCCGUUGUAAUUGAAACAACUUUGGGAGAUAUUACAGUUGAUCUGUACCUGAAUGAUAGACCCAGAGCUUGCUUGAAUUUUCUGAAGUUAUGCAAGUUAAAGUAUUAUAAUUAUAAUUUAUUCCAUACAAUAAGUCGUGGAUUUAUAGCUCAAUCUGGUGAUCCCACCGGGUCUAGAACUGGCGGAUCCUCUUUGUAUGGACUUCUUGAUGGCCCAAAUAAAAGAUAUUUUGAAGCUGAAAAUGAACCAAGAAUUAAACAUACUAAAAUAGGACUUAUUUCUUUUGUUGGAAAUGAAGAGCACAUGAUUGGAUCCCAGUUUUUUUUCACUUUAGGUGAAGACUUAAUAUAUCUUGAUCAGAAACAUUGUGUAUUUGGAGAAGUAGUUGACGGAAUGAGUAUUUUAGAAGAAAUCAAUGAAGUUAUUUGUGAUAAUGAUGAUUGCCCUUAUCAAGAUGUAAGGAUUACUCAUACAGUUAUUUUAAGUGAUCCUUUUCCAGACCCAAAGAGACUUAUAGUACCAUCCAGAUCACCAUCACCUAGUACUGAACUUCUUCAAGGUGGUAGAAUAGCUCCUGAUGAAAAGAUUGAUGAAACAGAAGGCAAGACAGCUCAAGAAAUUGCUGAAGAGCAAGCAGAAAGAGAGGCUAAAUCUAGAGCUACAAUCUUAGAAAUGGUAGGUGAUUUACCAAAUGCAGACAUGGCUCCUCCAGAAAAUGUAUUAUUUGUAUGUAAACUAAAUCCUGUAACUACUGAUGAUGAUCUAGAAAUAAUAUUUAAUAGAUUUGGUAAAAUUGUUUCUUGUGAAGUUAUCAGAGAUAGAAAAACUGGAGAUUCUUUGCAGUAUGCAUUUAUCGAAUUUGCAGAAAGAAAAUCAUGUGAAGAUGCAUAUUUUAAAAUGGAUAAUAUACUUAUUGAUGAUAGAAGGAUACAUGUAGAUUUUAGCCAGAGUGUAUCGAAAAUUAAGUGGCUUGGUAAAGGAAGAGGGGUAGCUCAUUUUGAUGACAACGGAAGGACUACAAAACAAUCUUAUAAUGAUAUAGGAAGAGGAAACUACAAAACCCGAGGACAUAUGGUUAAAAAAUCACCAAAAAGAAAUAAUCAAAAUCAAUCAUUUUCAAACUUAACUCAUAAUCGGGAUAGAAAUACAAGAGAUAAAUCAAGAACACCAUCUAGUUAUACAAAUAAAGAAAAUAGUUCGCAUAAGAAUUCGAACUCUAAUCUACUUUCAAAAAGAGGCGAAGAUAAAAAUGUAGCCAAACAAAGUAGUAGAGAUAAAUGGCGUAGGUCGCGAUCCAGAUCAGUUUCAAGAACGGUAAGUGAAACUAGAAAGCAAAAUAGAGACAGUGAAAGGAAUAAAUAUGAAUAUUAUGGCAGGGAUAGAUCACGAAGGGACCAGGAUGGAAGAAAAGAACACUCUCGAUCUGAAAAAAAUUAUAGCGAUCCGAAAAAGCAUCGAGAUUAUUACAGGUCAGAAAAAAAUUAUUCUUCUACAGAUUCAGAAACGAAUAGAAAAAAAAGGAAUAAAUCUAUGGAUGCCCAUAGGGUAACAGAAAAAAAAUCGAAAAACUUAAGUAAGCAGAAACAUAAAUAUAGAUCGUCGGAAAGUACAUUCAGCAGGCAUUCAAAUGAAAAGAGAUUUAACAAAACAACACAACGAAAGCAUAUCAGAAACGAUCACACUUCAGAUAGUAAUUCUUCAGAUAGCGAACAUAUAAAAAAAACAAAGAACACAAAUGUUAAAAGUCAGAGCACUAAAACUAGUGACAGCGAUGGCUCGUCAAGUACUGAAGAUAAUAGAAAAAAGGAAAAAUAUUCUAAGAAAAAGUAUUACUAAGGGUCAGUGAAGUAGUUUAGAACACCGUUAGAUCAAAUACUAUAAAUAAAUUUAUAAAUAAAAAAAUGUAACAUUUAAUUAAUAUAAGAUUAUUCUUCUUAAAGUGCCCUCUUCUCAAUGGAGAUUGGCUACUACAA